This is a messenger RNA of Entelurus aequoreus (snake pipefish), 6133 nucleotides long. RefSeq names its product serine/threonine-protein kinase Nek9 (gene nek9). Gene Ontology annotation, cellular component: centrosome. The record is from RefSeq and is a predicted model, not a curated record. Bases 371 to 3250 code for a protein of 959 amino acids. Gene Ontology annotation, molecular function: protein kinase binding; protein kinase activity; ATP binding. The transcript is spliced from 24 exons. Gene Ontology annotation, biological process: protein phosphorylation. NCBI's taxonomy places the organism in Eukaryota, Metazoa, Chordata, Actinopteri, Syngnathiformes, Syngnathidae.
AACAGGAAAUGCAUGUAUCUUCCUUUCAUCGUAAAAGAAACAAAAGUUGAACAAACGUAUUUUAUUUUGAAAGCAAACAUAAGUUGGUCUAACUUAUUGUAUAAUGUGUCACGCUUGACGCUUGUGCAACUUCAACGCUGUAUUUUACUACGUCGUUUCCUCCCUUCGGUAUUGGGAACUGUAGAAGUACUUUAGCCACAAAGUUCUACUCGCUACAGUACGUUUCGAGGUUUAUUGUCGCCGUCGAGCCGGAUGACAUGUCCGACUAACGUUUCAGUGGGAGGCUUUUCGUCAAGAGUUUUCAAGUCCGGCCUGUGCGUGUGUUGUUCCCCAUCAGUGCAGCUGGUGGCUAACAAGACGCCAAGCAGAAAUGUCACUGACAGAAUAUGAGAGACAUUUCGACUCGCUAAAUUCAGAUUUGGCCGGCGGCUCCGUGUUGAGCGAGCGAACGGCGUCGGCCACGUUUAAUGGCGAAGAGGAGAAGUUGCAUUACAUUCCCAUCCGGAUCCUCGGGAGGGGGUCGUUUGGUGAAGCGACGCUGUACAGAAGAACUGAGGACAACUCCCUGGUAGUGUGGAAGGAGGUGGAGCUGAACUCCCUGUCUGAACGUGAACGCAGAGAUGUCAUGAAUGAAAUAAGCAUCCUCUCUAUCCUGGAGCACAACAACAUCAUUGCCUACUUCAAUCACUUCAUGGAUAAAAACACUUUGCUCAUUGAGCUGGAAUACUGCAAUGGGGGGAAUCUGUAUGACAAAAUCGUCCAACAGAAAGGGAACCUUUUUAACCAGGAGGUGGUUAUUUGGUAUCUGUACCAGGUUGCUUCAGCUGUGGCCUACAUUCAUAAGGCUGGCGUUUUACAUAGGGAUAUCAAAACGCUCAACAUUUUCUUGACCAAGACUGACCUCAUCAAGCUUGGUGACUAUGGCCUGGCAAAGAAACUCUGCUCUGAGUUUUCAAUGGCAGAGACGUGCGUUGGAACUCCAUAUUACAUGUCACCUGAGCUGUGCCAGGGAGCGAAGUACAACUUCAAAUCAGACAUCUGGGCCAUGGGCUGUGUAAUUUAUGAAGUUUUAACCCUUACAAGAACGUUUGAUGCAACGAAUCCUUUGAAUCUGUGUGUAAAAAUAGUCCAGGGAAAUUGGACUAAGGAUGUGAACCCUGACGUUUAUUCCUCUGAGUUGAUCAAGCUGGUCUAUGAGUGUCUUGAUCAAGAUCCAACAAAGAGGCCAACGUCAGACCAGAUUCUUGACCAGCCAGUCAUCUCCUCAUGCCGACAGGAGCUUAAAGAACGAGUUGCUUUGCUGAAUUCAGCAAUGAAGAAACCAAAGUUUGGUACAGCGACGGAGACCCCUGUUGCUGUAGUAACCACACGCUCGAGGGAGGUGUAUUUCUGGGGCGGUGGCAAGUUCACGCCCCAGAAACUGGACACCUUUAAAGGGGGCAGCAGUGCCCAACACGUCUGUGCCGGAGAGUGUCACUUUGCGGUGGUGACGGUAGAGAAAGAGCUCUACACUUGGGCUAAUGUUCAAGGCGGAGCUAAAAUGGUGGGCCAACUCGGGCAUGGGGACCAGGCUUCCUACCGACAGCCCAAAAGGGUAGAAAAGCUGCAGGGCAAAGCCAUCAGACAGGUGACGUGUGGCACCGACUUCACUGCCUGUGUCACUGAUGAGGACCAAAUGUACAUGUUUGGUUCAGACUAUUAUGGCUGUAUUGGUGUGGAGGGCGUAAUGGGCAUGGAGAUCUUGGAGCCAGUGCUUCUGGAGUUUUUUGAGGAGCGGCCCGUCCGUCAAGUUUCUUGUGGAGACAACCACGUUGUGGUGUUGACCCACAGCGGCGAAAUCUUCUCAUGGGGCUGCGGCGAGUACGGGCGUCUGGGUUUGGAAUGUGAGGACGAUUUUUCUUCUCCAAUGCAAGUGGACCUGCCCAAAGGCGCCGCCAUCUCUUCUGUGUCAUGCAGCAGUGACGGAACCUUCUAUUUGACAGACACUGGCAAAGUCCUGGCUUGUGGAAACAAUGAAUUCAACAAGCUGGGUCUGAACCAGGAAUUUUCAGGUCUCAAAAACCACACUGGAGAGGGUUAUCAGGGAAUCCCAUACAUCACCACACUGACGUUGGCGAAGCAGCUGUCACGUUUCAAGAUUCAGGCCAUAGCGCCAGGGAAGUCCCACACCGCUGCUAUUGACGAACGUGGUCGCCUCAUCACUUUUGGCUGCAACAAAUACGGUCAGCUUGGUGUUAAAGAUUUCAAGAAACACCAAGGUGUACAACUCCUGGUUGGUCCUUUUGGGGGGAAGAUAGUCACUAAAGUGUCUUGCGGGGAUGGCUUCACCAUUGCAGCCACUGAGGACAAUCAGAUCUUUGCAUGGGGAAAUGCAGGAAAUGGACGACUUGGAAUGCCCGCUGAUAAAGGAUUUGGUUCGGAGGUUUGUCCUGCCAUGCCAAGGCCAAUCUUUGGAUCUCUCCACCACGUACCAGAUCUUUCUUGUCGUGGCUGGCACACCAUCAUCAUCAUGGAGAAAGUGCUCAACUCCAAGACCAUUCGCUCCAACAGCAGUGGACUCUCAGUUGGUAGUGGGAUGGAACAGGACGGUUCCAUAUCUAGUGGGUAUCUGGAAAUAAAUCCGGGUUCAGAGACGGAGUGUCUUGACAGAGGCCUUGGUGGUACAGCGGAGGUUGAUUCUGAAGCUUGCAACUUGGAGACACCAAUGAUGUCCAUGGCAAAUCAGACUGGAGACAGUUCAUGUCCUUUAUGGCUAAGAAAGGAGCUGGAGGACGCGGAGUUCAUCCCAAUGCCGGAGGGCUCCGAGUGUCCUCCUGAUCUCCUCCCAUCUUUUUCAGAGAGCACCACUCAACCGUAUGAGAACCUGAAGGAGCUAAAGGCUGUGGCAGCGGCCGUCAGCAGUCAACAUGACUUAUCGACUACACGAACUAGUGAUGACAAUCUAAGCGGACUGGAGGGGGCAGAGCUGUACAAAAAAGAAGCAUCGAUCACAUGUUGCAGUGCAAGUGCAGAGGUCGCACAGCUGCGAAUGAUGGUCACUCAGCAAGAGGUGAGGAUCCAGAUGCUGGAGAAGCAGGUCAGUGGCCAGCAAAUGGAGCACGAGCGGUUGUUGGCGGCAUUUAAUCAGCUGAUGGAAGCAAGAUGCGACAGUAAUGGCAACCAUUGUGCCGGUCAUGAGUCUGAGGAUGGAGGAGGAAGAGAGAGUGGAUUCACACAGCAUGGGGAAAGCUCUGCGGAGGGCAGUAUUUGAGUCUGUAAGUUGGUGUAGUUGAACUGGCUUGUUAGGGGAGAAUUGGCUUGCAGUUGAGGAUGCUGCCUCACACAAAACAACCUACAGUAUUUAUUUACCAGAGCACCAAGUUGCAUCAUAACGUUUUGUCAAAGCACGCUGGUUGCUUGCCGGUUUUCUACAGACUGAAAUGUUGGCUGGUUUCAACAUGAGGCGUUACACACAGCCAAACAAUCUUAGUGUUAUUCCGCAAUGUGAAUAUGAAGUCCUUGUUUUAGUGAUGUCAUGGCGAUGUCAUCAUGAGGCUCUGUCUUUUAUCUUGAAUCAGGUCUAACCUUUUUUUUUGAGCGGGCAUUUGUGGCCUUCAAACCGAGGUUUGUGUUUGAGCAAGAUUACACAAUAACAAUUUAACCAAUGUUUGUAAAACGUUGUGUGCAUAUACAGAAUAGAUACCAGAUAUUGGCAGAGGUCUGCACUCUUUGAGUGCUUCGCUUGAAGUUAUAUAUGAAAAUAGCGGUAAUUCUUCAAUAGUUUCUAGAGUACAUAAUUUAUUUCGUAAACUUGUCAGAGUCUCAUUACAGUAUAUGAAUGUGUUGUGAAUACGUUCACCUUUUUAAUGGUUUAAUGGUUUCCGAGCCUAAUUCACUGUUCUCAUAAAUGUGUGAUAUUUGAAACUUGUAAUGCAAAUAUAUGCUUUUAAAAUGUGCAUGUAUUAUUUUUAUAUAUUCUUUUGUGAGACUACUGAUGACUUGUUUCCCAAAAGGUUUCUCUCAUUGCCCUUGUGCGGCAUGUUUAAAGGCCUACUGAAAUGAUUUUUUUUUAUUUAAACGGGGAUAGCAGAUCUAUUCUAUGUGUCAUACUUGAUCAUUUCGCGAUAUUGCUAUAUUUUUGCUGAAAGGAUUUAGUAUAGAACAACGACGAUAAAGAUCGCAACUUUUGGUAUCUGAUAAAAAAAAGGCUUGCCCCUACCGGAAGUAGCGUGACGUAGUCAAUUGAACAUAUACGCAAAGUUCCCUAUUGUUUACAAUGAUGGCCGCAUGAAGUGAGAGAGAUUCGGACCGAGAAAGCGACAAUUUCCCCAUUAAUUUGAGCGAGGAUGAAAGAUUUGUGGAUGAGUAAAGUGCAAGUGAAGGACUAGUGGGGAGUUGAAGCUAUUCAGAUAGGGAAGAUGCUGUGAGAGCCGGGGGUGACCUGAUAUUCAGCUGGGAAUGACUACAACAGUAAAUAAACACAAGACAUAUAUAUAUACUCUAUUAGCCACAACACAACCAGGCUUAUAUUUAAUAUGCCACAAAUUAAUCCUGCAUAAAAAUACCUACGUGUUUGUUAUGCUAGCUCCUAGCUCCUCUGCUAGCUCCUAGCUCCAUAGAACACACCAAUACAAUUCAAACACCUGAUCAACACACACAAUCACUCAGCCCAAAAGACAGUUCACCUAACCCAAUGUUCAUAAAGCUUAUAUAUUUUUAAAAAGUUACGUACGUGACGCGCACAUACGGUCAAGCUAUCAAAUGUUUAGCAGCCAAGGCUGCAUACUCACGGUACCUGGUAUUCAGCUGGGAAUGACUAAAACAGUAAAUAAACACAAGACAUAUAUUUACUCUAUUAGCCACAACACAACCAGGCUUAUAUUUAAUAUGACACAAAUUAAUCCUGCAUAAAAACACCUACGUCUUUGUUAUGCUAACUCCUAGCUCCUAUGCUAGCUCCUAGCUCAAUAGAACACGCCAAUACAAUUCAAACACCUGAUCAACACACACAAUCACUCAGCCCAAAAGACCGUUCACCUAACCCAAGGUUCAUAAAGCUUAUAUAUUUUAAAAAAGUUACGUACAUACGCCAAAAAAAAGUUGCGCACAUACGGUCAAUCGAUCAAAUGUUUAGAAGCCAAAGCUGCAUACUCACGGUAGCACGUCUGCGUCUUUGUCAUCCAAAUCAAAGUAAUCCUGGUAAGAGUCUGUGUUGUCCCAGUUCUCUACAGGCGUCUGUGUAUCGAAGUCAAAAGUCCUCCUGGUUAGAGUCUCUGUUAUCCGAGUUCUUCCAUCUUGACUGCAUCUUUCGGGAAUGUAAACAAAGACGCGCCGGCUGUGUACUGUUGUUGCUGACUUCGUUCGAAAAAUACGUCCGUUUCGCACCGACAACUUUCUUCUUUGCUUGCUCAGCUUCUUUCUCCAUAAUGCAAUGAACAUAAUUGCAACAGAUUCACGAACACAGAUGUCCAGAAUACUGUGGAAUUAUGAAAUGAAAACAGAGCUUUUUUGUAUUGUAUUCAAUGGGGAAGGCAUACCUCUGUUCCCCGGGCUACGUCACGCACAUACGUCAUCCUCAGAGGCGUUUCGAACCGGAAGUUUAGCGGCAAAUUUAAAAUGUCACUUUAUAAGUUAACCCGGCCGUAUUGGCAUGUGUUAUAAUGUUAAGAUUUCAUCAUUGAUAUAUAAACUAUCAGACUGCGUGGUCGGUAGUAGUGGGUUUCAGUAGGCCUUUAAGUAUGUCGUAGAUAUGACAUACCAUGACACUUGAAUCGUGUUUUUGUAUUGUGUCUUUGGUACUUAAUGUUUGUUUUGGGGGGAGGGGUUUCAAUCUUUGAAAGCAAACUGUUUAUAUUGUUUGACUGUUUUUGUGUCUUGUAGCAAAUUUACAUAAUGUCUAAACACAUAGAUAUAUUCCGUUUUUUGUUUCAUAUGAAUCGUUACAUUUGGGUGAACAGUCAAAUGUAAAAGAAAAAGUAAUGUUUUAGCAUGACACAGUACUUGCAAUAUAAAUAUGAAAUUUGUGCCGGUAUAGGAUUUUUUUUUAAACUGUGUGGUUGCAUUAAAUGAAGAAACCCACUUGUAUAAUCCCUUGAUGCUUGUAAAGCGCAUGUAAAAUACAUCAAUACAAACUUUUAUUGUGUUAAUAAUAAAG